This is a messenger RNA of Armigeres subalbatus, 1834 nucleotides long. Its product is annotated as alanine aminotransferase 1-like. Lineage: Eukaryota; Metazoa; Arthropoda; Insecta; Diptera; Culicidae. The record is from RefSeq and is a predicted model, not a curated record. Gene Ontology annotation, biological process: biosynthetic process. The coding region runs from base 130 to 1764 and encodes 544 amino acids. The transcript has 4 exons. Gene Ontology annotation, molecular function: pyridoxal phosphate binding; L-alanine:2-oxoglutarate transaminase activity.
CAUCACCCUCAGCGCUGCAGGAUCGUCUUCAGACUGAAUCGGUUACACCCUCGAUCUGCUCGCGCAGUAUCGCACCGUUCGUUGAUCGUACCGGUCGUUAAUUCCCGUUCCUGCCUAUUUCACUGUGAGAUGUCGUUCGGACAAGCGUUGAACACCUGUCUGAAAGGGGUGAUCGACAGGAUGGGAGUGCUAUCAACGGCCGUCACAAAGGCGUAUCCAGAGAAAGUGGCAGUUGCCACCGCCAGUAAACCGUCAGUGUCGCGUAAAAUACGAAACCUGCCGUCCGCCGCGGCAACGAGGAUUGCGGAAUCGUCCAAGCAAACCUACGAGCCACGUGUCAAACUCGAUAACAUCAAUCCGGCGAUCGUUCGGAUGGAGUACGUUGUCCGGGGAGAGGUCCUCAUGCGGGCUGGUGUCAUUGAAAAGGAACUAGAACAGGGUAUCCAGAAACCAUUCAAGGAAGUGAUUCGGGCAAGCAUCGGUGAUUGUCACGCCAUGGGACAGCAACCGAUCACAUUUCUACGGCAGGUUCUCGGCUUGAUCACCUAUCCUCCGUUGUUCAACGAUUCAACCAUACCGGAAGACGCCAAAGAACGAGCCCGCACCAUUCUGUCCGGUUGCGUGGGCAACUCCGUGGGUUCCUACACCGAUUCGAACGGCAUCGAAAUCAUCCGACGGCACGUGGCGCAGUACAUCCAGAAACGGGACGGUGGAGUUCCAGCGGACCCGAACAACAUCAUCCUUUCGUCGGGCGCUACCGGUGCAAUCAAAUCGUUGAUGUCACUGUUCCGGUGCUCAAUCGGUGACAAGCUGCCGGGCGUAAUGACUCCCAUUCCGCAGUACCCGAUGUAUUCGGCGACGAUCUCCGAACUGGAAAUGUCACAAAUCUGCUACCACUUGGACGAAGAGCGGGGGUGGGGAUUGGACAUUUUGAGCUUGCAACAGUCAAUUGCCGAAGCGAAGAAAACCUGUGCGCCUAGAAUAUUGGUCGUCAUAAAUCCGGGUAAUCCAACGGGACAGGUACUGUCGCGGAAGAAUAUUGAAAGCAUUAUCAGGUUUGCAUAUAGCGAGAAUCUGGUGAUUUUUGCCGACGAAGUCUAUCAGUACAACGUUUACGACGAAGGUUCAGAGUUUCACUCGUUCAAGAAGGUGCUGAUGGAGAUGGGUGCCCCGUUCAACCAGAUGGAGCUGUGCAGCUUCAUGUCCUGCUCGAAGGGCUAUUUGGGUGAAUGCGGAAUCCGCGGAGGGUACGUCGAGGUUGUGAACAUGUGCCCUGAAGUUAAAGCCAUGCUGCUCAAGAGCAUUUCGGCUCUGGUUUGUGCAUCCACGAUCGGUCAGGCCUGCAUGGACGUUAUGGUGAAUCCACCGAAGCCGGGCGAACCAUCGUACGAGUUGUUUAUUAGGGAGAAGAAUGCCGUAUUGGCGUCGCUGAAGGAGCGUGCCAGAAUGGUGGCCGAAACGUUCAACUCGAUCGAGGGCUUCUCUUGCAAUCCGGUUCAGGGAGCCAUGUAUGCGUUCCCGAGAAUUCGGUUGCCACAGAAGGCCAUUGAGGCGGCGAGGAGGGCCGGCCAAGAGCCGGAUGUGUUCUAUGUUUAUCAGCUGUUGGAGCAAACCGGUAUUUGUAUCGUUCCUGGAUCCGGAUUUGGCCAAAAACCUGAUACUUAUCAUAUACGAUCUACAAUCUUACCACAGCCGGAAAAAUUGAAGGAGAUGUUGGACACGUUACGGGUUUUUCAUGAAAAAUUUUUGCGCCAGUACGAAUAAAAAAUUACUUACUUUUUUAUUUAUUAUUUACAUUUAUAAGCACCAACGUAAUAAAAUGGACCCUUUGUUU